AACGUUUCUGGGUUUUGCCCCCAAAGGACUGUGCUACUUAUCUGUGGAGUCCUUCUCCUCUUUACUUUCAUUUUAGAACACAGAAAAGGCAACCUGCAUGUCACAUCCUUAGAAGAUGCGGAAUGCUGCAGGACCAAGGAGCGCCUUUCUAAUGGAAACAGUAGCGCCGCAGCCUCCAAGUCUGCCCGAAAUAUCCCGAGGAGACACACGCUAGGUGGGCCCCGAAGUUCCAAAGAAAUCCUGGGAAUGCAGACAUCGGAGAUGGAUAGAAAGAGAGAAGCAUUCCUGGAACAUCUGAAGCAGAAAUACCCGCACCAUGCCACAGCGAUCAUGGGACACCAAGAGAGGCUGAGAGACCAGGUUUUGCAGUGCAUGCUGAAUUCUCUUCAGGCAGAACUUGAUAUCCAAAGGUACUUGAUGAAAAUUGAAUCGUCUCAGCGAACCAGAAGCCCCAAACUGUCUCACAGUCCUCAACCUCCUAAUUUGGGUGACCCAGCUGAGCAUUUAUCAGAGACAUCUGGGGAUUCUUUGGAAGCCAUGUCUGAGAGCGAAGUACCAAGUCCUUUCUCCAGAGGGAGCCGGACUCGAGCAAGCCUUCCCGUGGUGAGGUCAACCAACCAGACAAAAGAGAGAUCUUUGGGGGUUCUCUAUCUCCAGUAUGGAGACGAAACCAAGCAGCUCAGGAUGCCGAAUGAAAUCACAAGCGCAGACACAAUCCGCGCUCUCUUUGUAAGUGCCUUUCCCCAGCAGCUCACCAUGAAAAUGCUGGAGUCACCUAGUGUCGCCAUUUACAUCAAAGACGAAAGCAGAAAUGUCUAUUAUGAAUUAAAUGAUGUAAGGAAUAUUCAGGACAGAUCACUCCUCAAAGUGUACAACAAGGAUCCUUCGCAUGCAUUUAAUCACACACCAAAAACUUUGAAUGGAGACAUGAGGAUGCAGAGAGACAUCGUUUAUGCAAGAGGAGAUGGCCCUGGUGCCCCCCGACCUGGAGCCACAGCUCAUCCACCCCACGCAAUUCCCAGUUCUCCACCACCCACUCCUGUGCCCCACUCCAUGCCUCCUUCCCCAUCCAGAAUUCCUUAUGGGGGCCCCCGCCCCAUGGUUGUUCCUGGCAAUGCCACCAUCCCCAGGGACAGACUGUCCAGCCUGCCAGUCUCCAGGUCCAUCUCACCAAGUCCCAGCGCCAUUUUGGAAAGAAGAGACGUCAAGCCAGAUGAAGACAUGAGCGGCAAAAACCUGGCGAUGUACAGAAAUGAGGGCUUCUACGUGGAUCCUUACCUGUACCACGAGGGGCGGAUGAGCAUAGCUUCGUCCCAUGGUGGGCACCCCCUGGACGUCCCCGAUCACAUCAUUGCAUAUCACCGCACAGCCAUUCGGUCAGCGAGUGCUUAUUGUAACCCCUCACUGCAAGCAGAAAUGCAUAUGGAGCAGUCCCUGUACAGACAGAAAUCGAGGAAGUAUCCAGAGAGCCAUUUGCCUACGCUGGGCUCCAAAACACCGCCCGCGUCUCCGCACCGCGUCGGUGACCUGCGGAUGAUGGACCUGCACCACAACGCCCACGGGCCCCCUCACACUCUGCAGCCUGACCGCGCCUCCCCCAGCCGCCAGUCCUUCAAAAAGGAGCCGGGCACCCUGGUGUAUAUUGAGAAGCCACGGAACACUCCAGGAUUGUCUGGCAUCGUGGACCUCGGCCCUCCUCUAGUUGAGAAGCAAGUUUUUGCCUACAGCACUGCUACGAUCCCCAAAGACAGAGAGACCAGAGAGAGGAUGCAAGCCAUGGAGAAGCAGAUUGCCAGUUUAACUGGCCUUGUGCAGUCUGCGCUUUUUAAAGGGCCCAUUACAAGUAGUAGCAAAGAUGCAUCUAGUGAGAAAGUGAUGAAAACCACCGCCAACAGGAACCACACAGACAGUGCAGGCACACCCCACAUCUCUGGUGGGAAGACUCUGGGUGCCCUGGAGCCCACGACGCCCUCCAGCCAGCCCCUGCCUGCCGGCACCUCGGCCAUCCACAUGAGCCUGCUUGACAUGAAGCGGAACGUGGCCGAACUCAGGCUCCAGCUGCAGCAGAUGAGGCAACUCCAGCUGCAGAACCAGGAGCUGCUGAGGGCCAUGAUGAAGAAGGCCGAGCUGGAAAUCAGCAGCAAAGUGAUAGAAACCAUGAGGAGACUGGAGGAUCCGGUGCAGCGACAGCGCACCCUGGUGGAGCAAGAGAGACAGAAGUACCUUCACGAGGAGGAGCGGAUUGUCAAGAAGUUAGGGGAGCUGGAAGACUUUGUUGAAGACUUAAAGAAGGACUCUUCUUCUGCUGGCCGCGUGGUCACUCUAAAGGACGUGGAGGAUGGGGCUUUCCUCCUGCGACAAGUGGGGGAGGCUGUGGCCACCCUGAAAGGAGAAUUCCCGACCUUGCAGAACAGGAUGCGCGCCGUGCUGCGCAUCGAGGUGGAGGCCGUGCGCUUCCUCAAGGAGGAGCCGCACAAGCUGGACAGCCUGCUGAAGCGCGUGCGGGGCCUGACCGAUGUCCUCACCGUGCUGCGAAGACAUGUCACCGACGGGCUCCUGAAGGGCACAGAUGCAGCCCAAGCCGCGCAGUAUGUUGCUAUGGAAAAGGCCACAGCUGCAGAAGUCCUGAAGAAUCAGGAGGAGGCGGCCCAUGCCUCCAGCCAGCCCCUCCAUGGCCCCGGAGUCCCCGGAGACGUGAAAUCGGAAGUGGUGGCCCUGUCCGGCAUGAUGGUUCACCAUGCACAGAGCUCUCCUGUGGUCAUCCAGCCCUCCCAGCACUCCUCAGCCCUGCUGAACCCCGCCCAGAAUGUGCCUGGGGUGACGGGGGCACACACAGCCAGUCCUCCAGGGGUCGCCCAGGAAGUAACCCCUGCGAUGCAGUCAGCCUCCACCCUGCAGUCCCCUCAGGCACCCAUGAAUGGUUCCGCCAUGCAGAGUUUGUUCAUUGAGGAAAUCCACAGUGUGAGUGCCAAGAACAGGGCCGUGUCCAUUGAGAAAGCAGAAAGAAAAUGGGAAGAGAAAAGGCAAAAUCUGGAGCACUAUAAUGGGAAGGAGUUUGAGAAGCUUCUGGAAGAAGCUCAGGCCAACAUCAUGAAGUCGAUCCCAAACCUGGAGAUGCCGCCCACCUCGGGUCCACCACCAAAGGGGGACACCGCAGUGGACAAGUCAGAGCUGUCAGAAGACUCUCCAAAUUCAGAACAGGACUUGGACAAGCUGGGGGGAAAGUCACCUCCUCCCCCGCCACCACCCCCUCGGUGGAGCUACCUGCCUGGAUCGGGACUCACCACCACGAGGUCGGGCGACGUGGUCUACACCGGCAGGAAGGAGAGCGCCACCUCUAAGGCAAGUGGUGAAGAUGCAGGACCAAGCCCACAGAGUCGAGCCACAAAAUGCCCUUUGGAGGAGCCCGCUGCAGCCUGGACCCCUGCCCCACCACCUGUCAUUACCUCUUCCUCAAAGGGGGAUGAGGAAGAGGAAGAAGAAGGAGACAAAAUCAUGGCAGAGCUCCAGGCAUUCCAGAAGUGUUCCUUUAUGGAUGUAAAUUCAAACAGUCAUGCCGAACAGUCCCGGGCUGACAGUCACGUUAAAGACCCUAGGCCAGGCGUCACAGCCCUACCCAAGGAGAAGAAGGGCAUUGUUGGAAGUUGGAGAACAGAACAAGCCCAGAAUUUGGAAUUUUUCCCUGAAGAUGUUCGAAAAUCUGAUGUUGAAUAUGAAAAUGGCCCCCCAGUGGAAGCUCAGAAGGUUCCCACAGGGGUUCAAAGACCUAGUGACCCUCCUAAGUGGGAAACAGGACUGGAGAAUAGCGUUCCUGAUGCAUCAAGAACAUCAGAAUGUAAACCUGACAACUUAAUGAAGGAAAGUUCCUCAGCCAAUAAAAGUUUAUUCAGGGGCAGUAGAAACUAUUGCCAGAAAAAUGUGCCUAAGGUCAUUUUCAAUUUCACUGGCACGAAUUCAUUAGAAGAUGACAUAAACAAAGGGCCUAAAGACCCAGGCCUGCAGCACCCUCUACCUGACACUGACUGUCCAAAGGUGACUUACGGAAAGACAAAAGACACGGGUGAGCAAGGACAAGAAAGUACAGACAAGAGUCACAUUCUUUCCCCUGUGAGAUCCACAGAAUCGAGUGUCCAUGACGUCAAAAUGGCAGAUCCGGAAGUGCUCAUGACAGACUUCGGCCAAGUUGUGCUGAGACCCAAAGGGACAAGGCAUGCGAGUGUAAUUCCCCAUGAGAAUGGAGAGUCCACCCCAAGUUCUCCCACUGAAGAAAACGCAGCCACCGCCGACAACAUUGCCUUUAUGAUCACCAAAACCGCUGUCCAGGUUCUAUCCAGUGGCGAGGUCCAUGAUAUAGUGAGCCAAAAGGGACAGGAGGUACAGACUGUGAACAUCAAUGCCAAAAGAGAGACGACUCUGCAGCAGCAAGGGGCUGAAACUGAAGAGCCUGUUGUGUGUCUGGACAAGAAACCAGUCAUCAUCAUUUUUGAGGAACCCAUGGACAUCCGGUCUGCCUAUAAGAGACUUUCGACCAUCUUUGAGGAAUGUGAUGAGGAGCUAGAGAGAAUGAUGACAGAGGAAAAGAUAGAGGAGGAGGAAGAGGAGGAAAACGGAGACCCAGUAGUCCAGAGUAACACUUCCCGGAAGUCUCCUCAGCAGGUUGCCUCUGGCAUCCAUCGUGUGGGACAGCAGGAGGGGACGAAAUUCCAGCCGUACCUCCUGUCCACAGAGACCAAGACCCCAGGAAGACAGGAAGCGAAUAAAAGCGACCAGAGCACGUCCAGCCCCGCAGACUCUCCUAACGCAGACAGCAAGUGUGACAUGGCCGAUGACCAAUUUGAAAGCCCCAAGAAAAAGUUUAAAUUCAAGUUCCCCAAGAAGCAACUCGCCGCUCUCACUCAGGCGAUUCGCACAGGAACCAAAACGGGGAAGAAGACCCUGCAGGUGGUGGUGUACGAAGAGGAGGAAGAGGACGGCGCUCUGAAACAGCACAGGGAAGCCAAGCGCUUCGAAAUCACCAGGUCACAGCCCGAGGACACCUUGAGAAAUCUAGCCAGGAGGCCAGAGCCGCCCAGUCUAGAGAGCACAUGUCAGAUCUCAAGAACUGACGAGAUUAGAAAAAAUACCUACCGAACGCUGGACAGCCUCGAGCAGACCAUUAAACAGCUCGAAAACACGAUCAGUGAGAUGAGUCCCAAAGCCCUAGGGGAAACCGCGUGUUCUUCCGACAGAGCUUCUGUCGCAAGCUCACCCCACACGGCCCACGAGGCCUCUCCCCGAAACUUGCUAGUUCUGGAUGAAGCCCCCCCUGCCGUAGAGCCCCCCACGUCAGUAUCUGCAGCUUCACGUAAGGGCUCCAGUGCAACCCCACAGACAAGCCGGAUGCCUGUUCCUAUGAGUUCCAAGAGCCGACCCGGCAGCCUGGACAAACCCAGCAAGCAGUCCAAACUGCAGGAUCCCCGCCAGUACCGUCAGGCUAAUGGAAGUGCUAAGAAAGCUGGUGGGGAUUGUAAGCCUACUUCCCCCUCCUUCCCUGCUUCUAAGAUCCCAGCCCUUUCUCCCAGCUCUGGGAAAAGCAGUUCUCUGCCCUCUUCUAGUGGUGACAGCUCUAACCUCCCUAAUCCACCUGCUGCUAAACCAUCGGUUGCUUCUAACCCUCUCAGCCCCCAAACAGGACGACCCGCACACUCCGCCUCCCACAUCCCUUCUGUCUCUAAUGGCUCCUUAAAGUUUCAGAGCCCCACUCACACCGGGAAGAGUCCCCACCUCUUCUCACCGCAGACUCCCAAUGGCCGGGCCGCCCCUCCUGCCUCAGCCUCCGCCUCGCCCUCCCCGCCCUCCCCUGCCUCGCCCACCGCCCCGAGCCAGGGCGCCAAGGGCUCGAGGACCAUCCACACUCCCGCCCUCACCAGCUACAAGGCGCAGAAUGGAAGUCCAAGCAAAGCCACCCCAUCCACGGCCAAGGAAACCUCUUAGAGGCUAAAUCCCAUUAGGCACAAGUUGGAAUUAAUUUUUUUAAUUUUUUUUUUUUUUUUUUUUUUUUUUUUUAGCAGUCUGCAACUGUUUUCACCAGAGAAUGUAAAAUAUUACUGUACCGUUGAGGCUUAAUGCAAAGUAUGUGCUAAGUACUGGAUGGAUAGAUCUCAGUAAGACUUUUGUUUUUUACUUUGUUCCUGUUGUAACUGCAUAGUAUUUACUGUCUAGAUUCAAUACCUAUUAACUGAAGUCAGCAUGUGCUACAAAAAGAGGGUUUGGUGAGCGCAAAGGGUGCGUGAGAGCUGAGAAGAUUGUAUUAAGCAUGUAAAACAUGUAUGAUUCCAGAAUUUUAGUAUGUUUUGUAUAAAAAUAUUUUUCAUUAUGGAGACUAGAAGUGAACAGAGAAAUACACAAGUGUGACUAUAUAAAUUGUAAAACAGAUACUAGAGUACUUCCUUUUAUUUUAGUGUUCUUUAGCUUUAUUACAGAUUUCUAUUUUUGUCAGAACUUCAUGGUUCCUUUCAAGAUCUUUUUUGCCAAAACAUUUUGAUACUAUAGCAUUGUACAUUUGAAAGUAGUGUGCUAGACGAUAAACCAAUGAACUUCUACACAAGCCGAUAGGGAGGCAUAUGUAGGGAGCAAUGUAUCAGAACUAUUGCACUGCCAUGAAAAGUAUAUAUAAUAAUUUGCUAGCCCGAGCAAGCUAGUUUUCUUUGCUUUUUUUUGUCUUUUUACAUUUUUUUUUUUUUAAUUUUAACAUACUGAAAUUCUCUAGCUGGUUUCUUCAGAAUAUCUAGCCCCCUUCCUUUAUUUUCUGAGACCUGGUAACCCACACUACUACAUUGUGGAUUUUAAAAUGUACACUUCUGUACGGUUCUGUAAACUGAUCAACUUUUGUAAAUAUAUAAAUAUAAAUAGACAUAAAAAUACUGUAUGUGACCACACAUAGAGUAGCUUUCCCACACCAAAGUUACUUUUUAUGCAUGCUUUAAAAAUAUAUAUUGGGAUGGGUAGACAUGGGACUAUCCACACCUUUUUAAAAAGCAACAAGUUUGCACAGUUGGAGUGUUUUUGUAAAUAAAUGUAUUUGUAUAACACCGUCAUGUAAUAUACAGAACUAUAAGCAGAGACUUUGCCAAACUAAAUAAAGGGCUGCAUGCUUA
This is a messenger RNA of Chinchilla lanigera (long-tailed chinchilla), 7136 nucleotides long. Its product is annotated as KIAA1217 ortholog. The transcript has 23 exons. Lineage: Eukaryota; Metazoa; Chordata; Mammalia; Rodentia; Chinchillidae. Bases 247 to 5973 code for a protein of 1908 amino acids. The record is from RefSeq and is a predicted model, not a curated record. Gene Ontology annotation, cellular component: cytoplasm.